Messenger RNA from Cyphellophora attinorum, 324 nucleotides. RefSeq lists its product as uncharacterized. The transcript is spliced from 2 exons. The record is from RefSeq and is a predicted model, not a curated record. Bases 1 to 324 code for a protein of 107 amino acids. Lineage: Eukaryota; Fungi; Ascomycota; Eurotiomycetes; Chaetothyriales; Cyphellophoraceae.
AUGGCGUCCGCGACGGCAGAAAUACGAACGACUCUCAAUGCAUACGGCGCCGCGCUUCGAACGCGCUCUCUGGAGGAUGUCCUUGCCCAGUACGCGUCUGAUGGUGUCUUUAUGCCGCCAGGCGUUGAAUUUGAUUUCAAGGAGAUUGUGAUGGCUGGGGAGCAAUGGGCGUUUGCUCGAACAACAGCUCACGGGAAGAAAGCCUGGAUCGAGGAGAGCAGGGACGAGGAUGCCUUGAAUCAAGAACUCUUCGUGAUGAAACAUGAGGACGGCAAGUGGAAGAUUGCGAGGUACGCGUUCAACAGCAUGAAACCGCGGCUGUAA